CCGUAAUUGAAUACAAACAAAGGGCAUUUCAACAUAAACAUACGUUAGAAAACGAGGGGCAUCUAAUAAGCAGGUGUCAGUGUACCUACAAUUAUUAAUUAUUAAACAUGGACUUCGAUUUAGACGAUCCUUUAGGAAGUGACGACAGUUUUUUUGAAGAACCUAAAGCUGUAGCUAAACGCUCCAGUCUAACGAAAAGCCCGGAAAAGAAAACAUUAGAUAGUUUACUCGGUUUUACCACAAAAAGUACAGAGAAUAUCCAUAAAUCGGAAGUGGAAGAUACAUUUGUUAAAACUAAAUCGACAGUUACCUUUGAAGAUCCAAAACCAGAAGGAUCUAAUGCCGGAAAAUCCAUGGAUGAUUGGCUUCCAGACAGCGUGAAACAAGACAGACAUAAAAAGACUGAUUUCUUAGAGGAUAUUUUGUCGAUUAAACCCAAAGCUAAACAAGAGAGAAAGGGAACUUCCUUGGAAGAUAUAUUGAAGGAAAGUAAAGCUAAUGUUAGUGUCAAGUCGUCUUCUUUAAAAGAUAUUAAUGCAACAGAAAGCCAAUCUGAUUUUAGUUUUACAACAUUGCCAGAGAGGAGGAGGGGUCGGAGAGGAUCAGGAGUGGAGGAUAAUUUAGGGUUUGGAUUAUUUAGUGAUGAAUACCAGGUUGGAGAGUUUUAUAAUAAGGAGAAGAAAGAACCGCCUCCAAAAUCUGCCGAAACCAUUACAAAAUCAACUACAAGAGGAGUACCAGAUUGGCUCGGCUUAGGUCCAACAACAAGAAGAGCAGAAUCGCCGUCAAUUAAGAAGCCUGAUUUAACUCAAACUCAGUCUACACACCAAAAAGAAGACCAGGUAUUGAUACGGCAAGAAGAUCCACCGCAAGUUCAACAACAAGCUCCUGCAAUGACGGUUCCACAAAAGCAGUUGCCAACAAACGAAUUGUCUCCACAAAAUAUUAAUGCAGAAAUUCAAAAUACAUAUUCUUCUUUGCAUCAACAGGAAUCUUUAUUGUUAGUAUCUUUGCAGUUCAAGAAAUACGAAGAGACAUUGAAGGAGAUUCAAGAGAAACAAGAGCAAAUUAUAGGCAAACAAGAUAAAUAUUUUCAAAAAUUCAUCGACGAAUACAUCAUAAAGCAACAUAUGGUUGAAAAUAAUAUAAGAUUGCAACAGGAGCGAAUUAACAAACAGAUUCAAAUGAUAAUUUCUGAUCCAAGUAAAACAACCUUUAAUAGAGUAAAGGAUGUUGAGGAUGAAAAUUAUGAUGGGGCUACAAAUGAAGAAACUCCACAUGAGAGCCUUGUGCGAAAAAUCAAAAUGAGACAUGACGAGGAGUUGUUUUUAAUGGAGGAAUCUUACAAAAAACAACUGGAUAUAAUUGAAAAAUCGACAGUGAACGUUGAAGAAAAUCUUAAAAACGAAAUAAAAAACGUUUCGAGUCUAUUCGAGGAAAAAGUCAACAAUCUCAAAGCCACUUACGAAGAAGAAACUAUUUAUUACAAAGAAAAAUUAAAAUAUAUGGCGGAACAACACUCGAACGAAAUAAAACUGCUCAAAGAAAUUCAAAAUCAAAAGUUGGAAGAACUGAAAUCCGAACACGCCAUGCAGAUCGAUUACAUAAAAGAAAUGAAACAGAAAGAAACGAAUUUGCUGAACGAGGGACAUGUACUCUCCCAAAAAAUUGAUGCAGGAAUUGAAAUGUUAGGACACAACGUCAAAGUUGUUCACGAGAUCGAAGAAAAAGUUAAUCAGAGAUACGAUGUUCUAGCGUCAGCCAGGGAACGGAGCAUACAAUCAAAAGAAAAAGAAGUUAUUUUGAUGAAAAACGCUUUGGAAAAGUCCAGAGAACUAGCUGAAAACGAGAGAGCUCAGUUGCUUUCGUUGGUUAGAAAUUUGGAAUUAAAAUUAGCCGAACAAAAUGUGAACGCGCAAGAAGACAGAUGGGCGCUACAACAGGCUUCAGCUACUCUAAUGGCAAGAUCGAAGGCCAUAGAAAGAGAAGCCGAAUAUAGCAGGAAUAUCGUUGAUAGAGAAAGGGAACAAUUAAAGACUCUAAAGGAAUCCCUGCUAGCCGAACAAGAAAAAAUGAUAUUGCAACUGACAGAAGAGAAACUCCUUUUAGCAUCAGAAAAAGCCAAAUUCGAAACAUCAACCAAAUUAACCAACAAUUACGAAGUGGAGCGUGCCAAAGCUGAAGCUGAAACUGCCAUCGAAGAGGCUAAACACCUCUCCGAUAGACUGAACCAAGAAAGAUCGCUAUUGCAACGCCAAAAAAGCGAAAUACAAGCUUUAAAGCACAAUAUGGCCGACCGCGAAAGAGAAUUGGAAGACAAAGAAGUCGAAUUGGAGUUUCUGAUGCAGGAUGCGCAGAAGAAACUAAAGGAAGACAAGCACGUUUUGGCCGAAGCGAAGCGGAUGGAGACCUUGUACAAGGAGAGAAUGAAAGAACUGCAAGGCCAAUGGGCACUGCUGUCGGGCAGAGAAAAGAAGUUGGCCGAAGAGAAGAUGUUGCUGUCGAAAGAGAGAUUGGCGCUGUAUACGUCGAUGAAGGCAUCUAAAGAUUGCGUUUUGUGCAGCGCCGGUGGGGAUUCGCAGUUUGGAAAAGUUCCUCUAAUAAAUUCCUAUGAAAAUAAUUUCAAUUCGAAAAUUACUGACCCGACCUCAGUGAAAAUUCGUCUCGAAGCUAUGGAAGAUGAUGAAAGUGAAGUAAGUAAAGAAGGAAGUCACGGUUAGAAGAAAAUAAAUUAUAUUUAAGGCGAUAUAUUUUGUUCAAAGACUGUAAUAUACAUUACAUUGUUAACGUAA
This is a messenger RNA of Psylliodes chrysocephalus, 2792 nucleotides long. The record is from the annotation of a GenBank genome assembly. Lineage: Eukaryota; Metazoa; Arthropoda; Insecta; Coleoptera; Chrysomelidae.